Molecule: messenger RNA, 1013 nt
Organism: Trichoplusia ni (cabbage looper)
Lineage: Eukaryota; Metazoa; Arthropoda; Insecta; Lepidoptera; Noctuidae
Product: ATP synthase mitochondrial F1 complex assembly factor 2
Exons: 6
Coding region: 153-989 (278 amino acids)
Biological process (GO): mitochondrial proton-transporting ATP synthase complex assembly
Cellular component (GO): mitochondrion
Source: RefSeq, a predicted model, not a curated record
AGGUCCAUAAGUUAUUAUUCGUGUUGAACAACAGCUGUGUGACACUCUGUGACAGUUGUUCUAUUGUAAUCUUUCUUGUUAUUCCUGAUCCAUGUAAAAGUAAGAAGAAAGCUGAUCAAUACCCAAAAGAAAAAAGACCACAUUAAACGAUCAUGUUUAAAAUGUUAGGAUUAUCAACAAAAGUUACGGGUUUUUUAAAAUCUACUUGUGUUAGAUGUUCAAGAUAUCAAAAUUAUGCAACACGUAAGAGAUUUUAUAGGGGCACUGGUGUUAUCCAAAGCGACAACAAGUGGGAAGUGACACUGGAUCAUCGUCGUCUAAAGACACCAAUUGGCAAGCCUCUAACAGUGAACAGUGAGCCUCUUGCUCGUGCCAUAGCUGUUGAAUGGGAUGCGCAAAGAGAACAUAUUACAUUACCGACUAUGCACUUGACUGCUUUGUGUAGCACAGCUCAAGACAAUCCUGGAAAACUCAACAAACAUGAUAUAACAAUACACUUCCUAGAGUACUUGGCAACAGACACACUCCUGUACUUUUCUCAGGAGCAAGAAGAAUUAAGAUUACUACAGGAAAAGAAAUGGGGCCCUGUAUUAGAAUGGUUUCAAAAGAGAUUUAAUGUAGUUCAAGAGGUAUCCAAAGGAUUGGAUGUACCUCCUGUUGCAGCAGAAACUAGAGCAGUUUUGGCCCGAUAUUUUUUGUCGUAUGAUUUUCCAGCACUCAAUGCGAUGUCCUUUGGCAUGGAUGCCCUCAAGUCUCCUAUUCUGAUGUUGGCCUGUGUUGAGCGACUCUUAGAACCAAAAGAAGCAGUUCUAUUGGCCCGCCUGGAAGAAGAAUAUCAGUUGCUGCAAUGGGGUCGCGUUCCGUGGGCGCACGAGUUAAAUCAAGCUGAACUAACUUCACGAGUGGCAGCAUCCUUGUUAGUCAUACAUAGCUCUGUAGAAAAUCACACUGCGAAGGCAAAAGCGUCACCUCAAGAACAAGCCCAGUAAAUAAAGUAUCUGUAGUACAGUUUA